CACACUCAGGAAUAUGGAAAGAUCUUCAAGUCUCACUUUGGUCCCCAGUUCGUUGUAUCCAUUGCAGAUCGAGAUAUGGUUGCUCAAGUCCUCCGAGCAGAAGGUAGAGCACCACAAAGAGCUAACAUGGAAUCCUGGCAGGAAUACAGAGACUUACGAGGGAGAGCCGUGGGACUUAUUUCUGCGGAGGGGGAACAAUGGCUAAAAAUGAGAAGUGUACUGAGGCAAAAAAUUCUGAAACCCAAAGAUGUGGCUGUUUACUCUGAAGGAGUCAAUGAAGUUAUCGCAGACUUAAUUAAAAGAAUCUACACCCUCAGAAGUCAAGAGGACGAUGGGGAAACAGUGACCAAUGUUAACAACCUUUUCUUCAAGUAUUCAAUGGAAGGUGUGGCAACUAUUCUGUAUGAAUGCCGGUUGGGCUGCUUGGAAAACAACAUCCCACAGCAGACUGUUGAAUAUAUUGAGGCUCUGGAAUUGAUGUUUAGUAUGUUUAAGACCACUAUGUAUGCAGGUGCCAUUCCCAAAUGGCUUCGUCCGCUUAUUCCAAAACCCUGGAGAGAGUUCUGCAGAUCCUGGGAUGGACUCUUCAAAUUUAGUCAAAUCCAUGUUAACAACAAAUUGAAGGCUAUUCAGUCUCAGCUGGACCAAGGAAAAGAAGUGAAUGGUGGGCUACUUACAUACCUCCUAGUGAGUAAGGAAUUUACUUUGGAAGAGAUCUAUGCCAAUAUGACUGAAAUGCUUCUGGCAGGAGUGGACACAACUUCUUUUACUUUGUCCUGGGCAACAUACUUGCUGGCAAAGCACCCUGAUGUUCAGCAACGUGUUUAUGAGGAAAUAGUCAGUAAGCUGGGGAAAGACCAAGUUCCUGUUGCUGAUGAUGUCCCGAAAUUGCCUUUGAUUAGAGCUGUGCUGAAAGAAACCUUGAGGUUAUAUCCAGUAUUGCCAGGAAAUGGAAGAGUAACCCAAAAAGACUUGAUCCUUGGAGGGUACCUGAUACCUAAAGGGACGCAGCUGGCACUCUGUCAUUAUACUACUUCAUACAGCGAAGAAAAUUUCUCAAUGGCAAAUGAGUUCCAACCUGAGCGCUGGCUGAGGAAAGAUAAUUUGGACAGAGUAGACAAUUUUGGUUCCAUCCCCUUUGGUUAUGGCAUUCGCAGUUGUAUAGGAAAAAGAAUUGCAGAGCUGGAAAUUCAUCUUGCACUGAUUCAGUUGCUUCAGAAUUUUGAGAUCAAAGUUUCUCCCAAAACCAAACCAGUUCAUGCCAAAACCCAUGGACUUUUGACUCCUGGAAGCUCCAUCAAUGUGAGAUUUUCUGACAGAAAGUGA
Messenger RNA from Phaethon lepturus (White-tailed tropicbird), 1326 nucleotides. Its product is annotated as cytochrome P450 27C1. The coding region runs from base 76 to 1326 and encodes 416 amino acids. The transcript is spliced from 8 exons. Gene Ontology annotation, cellular component: mitochondrial inner membrane. NCBI's taxonomy places the organism in Eukaryota, Metazoa, Chordata, Aves, Phaethontiformes, Phaethontidae. The record is from RefSeq and is a predicted model, not a curated record. Gene Ontology annotation, molecular function: iron ion binding; monooxygenase activity; heme binding. Gene Ontology annotation, biological process: cellular response to peptide hormone stimulus; C21-steroid hormone biosynthetic process; glucocorticoid biosynthetic process.